Molecule: messenger RNA, 1262 nt
Organism: Rhopalosiphum maidis (corn leaf aphid)
Lineage: Eukaryota; Metazoa; Arthropoda; Insecta; Hemiptera; Aphididae
Exons: 3
Coding region: 373-1092 (239 amino acids)
Molecular function (GO): protein binding
Source: RefSeq, a predicted model, not a curated record
CGCAGUCGUUUUUCGUCUCCGCCGGCAGUUAAAUAGUUUGAUAGUAAUAAUUAUUUACUCGACGGCAAACAGCCACUUAGCCACCGAUCUACCGUCAAUAUUAACAAUACCUACAUGGCUACGUCAAUUUUACAUUUUUUUUCGUAAUUAUUUUGCGGUCUUGCGGACAGAACCCGACAACGUGACCAGCUGGAAGAAAGUCACGUUGGUCGUCUAGUCGCGUCGAUCAUCCAAAGGGUCAUCCUUUGUGACGGCUUUGUCGGGCAUUCCAUCCGUUGUUAACAAGACCACCGCCAGUCUCGUCAUCGUUAGAGGAUUUGACCGGAAAUCCACAAUAUAAAUUAGCAUUGUAAAGCUAUCACAAAAUAAAAAAUGGCCAAUACUAUUUAUGAAGAAUCUCUUUGUGUUGACAAGUCUUUCAUAUCCACUUCAACAUCUUAUAGAUUUAUACAUACAACUAAUUCAAAAUGUUAUAAUGAUUCAUCUUUGAUGCCGACUUUUUGUAAUCAUUCAUCAACAGAUCUUGGUGUUCGUAAACUUUCUUCGACCAUUCAUAAUUUAGACUAUGGUGUUUUUAAACUAAAAAACAGGUCGAAUGUAAAAGAUCCAGUUCCUAUUUGUGCCCCACUUUUAUCUUUAAAUCAAGAAUCUUCAACAAAAUUGAGUAUAAUUUCGUGUUUUCGAAUGCAAAUGAAUCAAUCAAAUACAUAUUCUAAAUUCAAUUUUAAAUUUUCAAAAAGUAAAAAUCUUAAUUUGUAUAAAAGUAUUCACCGUAAACGUCUUAAUUUAGAAGGUCAGAAAAAAGUAGAUUUUAUGUAUUAUUUAUCUAAACGUUAUAAUUUUGUCCCUGUAACCGAAAAAAUAUUUUCAUUUAUGAACGGAAAAGACAUUUUGGCAAUGUCUAUGGUAUCUAAAGCUUGGAAUAGUGCAGUAAAAUAUUCACCAUCUGCUAAAAGAAAAAAGAAAUUGUUUGUAACAUACAUGCGAUCAGAAAAAGAAAAUCAUGGACAUGUUGAACGAAGACGACUCUGUUUACAGAAUCGAAGAGUCUUUGGUGAUAUUACUAAUAUCAUUAGUUUUCCAUUAAAAUAAAAUGGAAAGUAUUGUUAAAUCAGUAUUUCAAUAAGGUUCCUCACAAGUUGUCACAGUAACCACAUGAACAAUUGUCAUUAGUAUGUAAUUCUUUCUAUUACCAAAAUUUUUUUUUAGUACUCAAAAUAUGCACUUAAAUUCUUUGUUUAAAAUGUAUCAUUAUAUGCUAA